Sorex araneus (European shrew) is the source of this 3321-nucleotide messenger RNA. RefSeq names its product MAPK interacting serine/threonine kinase 2 (gene MKNK2). Gene Ontology annotation, cellular component: nucleus; cytoplasm. NCBI's taxonomy places the organism in Eukaryota, Metazoa, Chordata, Mammalia, Eulipotyphla, Soricidae. Gene Ontology annotation, molecular function: calcium-dependent protein serine/threonine kinase activity; ATP binding; calcium/calmodulin-dependent protein kinase activity. Bases 252 to 1646 code for a protein of 464 amino acids. Gene Ontology annotation, biological process: peptidyl-serine phosphorylation; protein autophosphorylation; intracellular signal transduction. The transcript is spliced from 14 exons. The record is from RefSeq and is a predicted model, not a curated record.
CGGCCCAGGGCGGAGGAGUCCGCGGUGGCGGCGGCCCAGGCGGCGGCGGCCCAGGCGGCGGCGGCCCAGGUGGCGGCGGCGGCCCUGUUCCCCGCGCGGUCCGCGCAGCGGGGACCAGGCUGCGCGUCUCGGGCGGCGGCGGCAGCGGCACUGCGGCCCUAGCCCGGGUCCCCUCCCCGGCCGCCCCCCGCCCACGGGCCGCCCCCCGGGCCCCCGCGUCCCCUCCCCCGCUGGCGGGGCUCGGACAGAAGAUGGUGCAGAAGAAAACAGCCGAACUUCAGGGCUUCCACCGUUCGUUCAAGGGGCAGAACCCUUUUGAGCUGGCCUUCUCUCUGGACCAGGCCCCACAGGAGGACAGCGACUAUAGCCUGGAGUGUCAGACCCGCCCUGACAUGCCCGCCAGUCAGCCCAUCGACAUCCCCGACACCAGGAAGCGGGGCAAGAAGAAGAAGCGGUGCCGGGCCACGGACAGCUUCUCGGGAAGGUUCGAAGAUGUGUACCAGCUGCAAGAGGACGUGCUGGGGGAAGGUGCGCAUGCCCGGGUGCAGACCUGCGUGAACCUCAUCACCAACCAGGAGUACGCGGUCAAGAUCAUUGAGAAGCAGCCUGGCCACAUUCGGAGUAGGGUGUUCCGGGAGGUGGAGAUGCUGUACCAGUGCCAAGGACACAGGAACGUUCUGGAGCUGAUUGAAUUCUUUGAGGAAGAGGAUCGCUUCUACCUGGUGUUUGAGAAGAUGCACGGGGGCUCCAUCCUGAGCCAUAUCCACCGGAGAAGGCACUUUAACGAGCUCGAGGCCAGUGUGGUGGUGCAGGACGUGGCCAGCGCCCUGGACUUCCUGCACAACAAAGGCAUCGCCCACCGGGACCUAAAGCCAGAAAAUAUCCUCUGUGAGCACCCCAACCAGGUCUCACCCGUGAAGAUCUGUGACUUUGACCUGGGCAGUGGCAUCAAGCUCAACGGGGACUGCUCCCCAAUCUCUACACCAGAGCUGCUCACCCCGUGCGGCUCCGCGGAGUACAUGGCGCCCGAGGUCGUGGAGGCCUUCAGCGAGGAGGCCAGCAUCUACGACAAGCGCUGCGACCUGUGGAGCCUGGGCGUCAUCCUCUACAUCCUGCUCAGCGGCUACCCGCCCUUCGUGGGCCACUGCGGCAGCGACUGCGGCUGGGACCGCGGCGAGGCCUGCCCGGCCUGCCAGAACAUGCUGUUCGAGAGCAUCCAGGAAGGGAAGUACGAGUUCCCGGAGAAGGACUGGGCCCACAUCUCGGCCGCCGCCAAAGACCUCAUCUCCAGGCUCCUGGUGCGGGACGCCAAGCAGAGGCUGAGUGCGGCGCAGGUUCUCCAGCACCCCUGGGUGCAGGGGUGCGCUCCUGAGAACACGCUGCCCACGCCCAUGGUCCUGCAGAGGAACAGCUGUGCCAAAGAUCUCACGUCCUUCGCGGCCGAGGCCAUGGCCAUGAACCGGCAGCUGGCCCAGCGCGAGGAGGGCGCGGCCGAGGAUGCCGGGCAGGGCCCGCCACGGGUCAUCCGCGCUGCGUCGCGGUGCCUGCGCCUGUCCCCGCCGUCCCAGUCCCAGCUGGCCCAGCGGCGGCAGCAGCGCGGCAGCCUCUCGGCUGCCCCCCUGGUCCUGGUGGGGGACCACGCGUGACCCCCUGUCCCCUCUGUACAUAGGCCCCUCUUCUCCCCCACUCCCCCCAGAUCUAAAGAUUUUUUUAAGCUAUUACCAGCCGUGACCCGGGCUGCCCCCCCCAUACCCCCAUGGGGUUCCCCGCGGGAAUCCCAGCCGCGGGGGGCAGGGGGGUCUUUUUAUAUAAGGUUUUUGCUGUUGGGUUUUUCCCCUUUUUUUCUGGCCUUCCUUCCACCUCUCCCCGCCAUAGCCCCGUUCCCCCCAACCCCCCCGCCGCUGCCCCCUGUCUUACCCCCCUCCCCCAUUUUUACGGUGUUCGAAGCAAAGCAGGCUUUCGGGAGGCGAAACGGGGGCGCGUGUGGCUGGGUUCGCCCCCCCGCCCCUCCCGGCCCCCGCGCGCUCACAUGUACUGUGAAAGGCCCCCCAGCCCAGCCGGGACUCAGGAGGGGGAGGGCUCCGCCGUCUUCCAGAGCUUGGGGGCGCUUCCCCCGGCUCCCCCCACCGUGUUUCCAGGGACGGCUGUCCUCAGGCCUUCCCUGGAUCCCUCACCCCAAAGAUGCCUGGUGGCUGGAUGGGGGGGGCCAGGGCACCCCAUCACAGGGAGGGGGCCCGGGGGAUCCCCGCCCCCCCUCCCAGACACUGACAAUCCGGGGCUUCCUCCAGCGCUCAGCUGCGGCACCUGCUGGGGGGCCAGCGUCCCUCCCUCCCCCCCUGCCGGGGACGCUGCCCACCCAGGAGGGUGGCCCCGGAGGGUAUCCGGAGGAGCCGGACACGUCCCUGUCAGCCGAUGAGGGGGUCCCGCGGACCCCACCCGGGCACCCGCACCCACGGUGCUCCUUCUCAGGGCUCAGUCUGACUGUGGCCGUGUCUGGCCCCCCUCGACUCCUCCCCGGGGCCCUGCCGGCCCUCUGCCCUCUCCUGCUCUGCACCCCCCUCUCUCGGCUGCCCUGCCCGAGGGCAGCCCCUGCCACCUUCAGGAAACCGCGGCCCCGCCCCCGCCCAGGUCUGAGGUCGCGUGACCCGCGGGGCCCGGGGAGACCGAGGCCCUGGCGCCCGGGGCGGGGCACACUAUGCAAUGCAGGCUUCCUCCCCUCCCCCUUUUCUACAACACGCGUGCUUCCACCAGGGGGUGGGGUCCCCCACUCCGCUGCUCGCUCGGCGCCCUCCCGGGCCCCUUCUCAGCCGACUUUGCGUCCCUGUUGUUGGAAAUACUUGAAUGUUUGACGUGGGCGGGUACGCGGACGGACACCCUCUCCCGCCACCCCCCACCCCGCCGCCCCCAGUCACACGAGGGCCAGCUGGUGGGGGCUGCGCCCCCCCCCAGACCCCCGCGCGCUUGGACCCACCCGUGGCCUGCCUUUCCAAAGACCCUGGGGCGCGCCCGCCCAGCCCGGCGCCCGCGCCCGCCGCCAGUGAUCCCACAUUUUGCAAACGGGGGUUCUCUGCCUUUUUGUAUAAAGCGCGGCGGGGUGGGACCGGGCCGGCCGGCCGGGCCGGCGGGCGCCGUUACUGUGAAUGAGUGAGGUCAGUGCCACCGCGUUUCCGAGGGACGCCCGCGGCGGCCCGGGUCGGGGCGACACAUCCAAGCACUUUAGCUCCGCCGCCGGCCUCCGACGCAGCCCGCGCCCGCCGCCCGCCACGCCGGAAUUUUGUAUUCUGUUUUGUAAGGAUUUAAUAAAAGAAAACCAGAGAGGCU